CGAGUGUAAACCGCCAGGCACCUCACACCAAGUGUCAAAAUGCCGUAUACAACACAACAACAAUCCUGCUCUUUGUACGGGAGUUAGAAAAUCAUUAUUAAAUUAAGUUUAGUGUAACAUCUGGACGAUUUUUAAAUCUUAAAACCUAUUCUCAUACCACCAUAAGGUGUGUGCGAAGUUUCGUUGAAAAUGAUCCAGCCGAUUCAGAGGUUGCUCGCAACGAACACCGUGACACGAGAUUUAUAUAUUAUAUAAAUUUAACCGCACGUUAUCUUAUCGUAAAGCCGUCCGGCCGGGUAAAGCGGGCGGGUUUGUGUUUCCAAUUUUUUUUUGCGGCAUCUUUACCCUACAUCGCCGGCGCAUCGGUUUUAUCCGAAAUUUACGCCUUUCUUACCACCUUCCCACCUUCCGUCAUCCCCUGGUAUCUCUCUAACCGAAAAUUGGGUAAGAAAAAUGGCGCGUUCCGGCACGGACCUGGCGCAGUGUAAUAUCGACCGCUGAAACGUGAUGGCGCUCGUGGCACGCGUGAUGGAACCGAUCGUCGAAACCCGCGCCCUGAUUGGGUCGGCAGUGGAGCAACGGUGGAACGCACUGCUGGACGUCAUCGGUGACGAUCCCGAUUUUCUCUACACGUGGGGACUGACCGUGUAUGUGCACUCGUUUUUCUGGAUCGUCGGCGGGCUGUUUGUGCUGAUGGAUCUGACCAACCGGCCAGUGUUCCUUCGCCGCUACAAGACGCAACCGGGCAAGAAUGAGCCGAUCGCCUGGCCGGAUUUGCUGCGUGUCAUGCGGACCAUCCUCUUCAAUCAAACGGUCGUCGGUAUACCGCUGACGCUUGUCGGCUACCACGCAACAAUCAAGGGCAGCGUGCCGGACGUCCGCACCCUGCCGCCGGUGGACGUGAUUGUGCGCGAUCUGCUGGUGUGUGUGUUUUUUGCCGAGGUCGGGUUCUACUAUGUGCAUCGCUUCCUGCACAUUAAGCCACUGUACCGGCUGGUGCACAAGAAGCACCACGAAUGGACGGCCCCAUUCGCCUGGACCGCAAUGUACUGCCAUCCGAUCGAGCACAUCAUCAGCAACAUGGUGCCGCCAAUGAUCGGCAUACAGCUGAUGAAGGCGCACGUCUUCACUACCGCGAUUUGGUUCCCGCUCGUCAUCUUCAACACGAUACGCGACCAUUGCGGCUACCAUUUGCCAUUCUUUCCCAGCUCCGAGUACCAUGACUACCAUCAUGCGAAAUUCACGGAGUGCUUCGGGACGUUCGGGUACCUCGACUGGCUGCACGGAACAGAUACCAAGUUUCGGAAGUCGAAGCAACACCAGCGCCACCGGACACUGUGGGGCAUCAAGUCGGCACGGGAGCUGUUCCCGGACAGUUGAGUCUUCCCGCCUUCCGGCAAGAACCACAACCACAUACACAGCACCGACUGCCCUCUACUCUACACCCAAGUGCCUAGCAAUGAUAAGUAUCGAAUAAAUACGUUUGUAAGCUGA
Messenger RNA from Anopheles gambiae (African malaria mosquito), 1494 nucleotides. RefSeq names its product fatty acid hydroxylase domain-containing protein 2. Gene Ontology annotation, biological process: sterol biosynthetic process. The record is from RefSeq and is a predicted model, not a curated record. The transcript has 4 exons. Bases 508 to 1380 code for a protein of 290 amino acids. Gene Ontology annotation, molecular function: iron ion binding; C-4 methylsterol oxidase activity. Lineage: Eukaryota; Metazoa; Arthropoda; Insecta; Diptera; Culicidae.